Molecule: messenger RNA, 3569 nt
Organism: Psylliodes chrysocephalus
Lineage: Eukaryota; Metazoa; Arthropoda; Insecta; Coleoptera; Chrysomelidae
Source: the annotation of a GenBank genome assembly
GUUACAUCAGACCCCAAUUGCAAGAUGUGGGUCACCAUAAUUUUAUUAUGUCUUGCAACGUCAGCAUAUGCAAGACCUGAACUAAUCCGACCUGAUGAAGACGCUGUAGAACUUCAAGCACUUGCUCAGACUGAUCCACAAGAAAUGCAAGAUUUUCUAGAAGCCGAAGCUCAACCUGACGAACUGAAUAGAAAGAAAAAACAAAUAACCACAUUUUGUGUAGAAAUUAGACCUAGUGACCAUAAAGCUUUCCAAGUGUGCGAACCCUAUCGUCAAAAAGAGUACUAUCCAAAUCCACAUCAACAUCAACAUCAACACGAAGGAGGUGGGAAUAAUAUAAAACCUCAAUCUGGCCAUUCUGGAGGAGGAAACCAUGUGAAGCCUGCGUUUUCAACUCCUAUCAAAACUUAUGUAUCAUCUGAAUCAUCAAGGCCUCCAUCAAAACAAUCUUUUGAAGGUUUCCAAUCAAACUUCCCUGAAGUACAUAACAUUGGACCAUCUAGGGCAGCAUCAGAAGAUGAAAUGCAAUUUGAAAAUGAAAUACCAUCCCAAGGAGCUGCGAAUGCAAACAAGGAAGGGUUCCUUGAAGUACAUAACCUUGGACCAGCUAGAGCAGCAUCAGAUGAUGAAAUGCAAAUUGAAAAUGAAAUACCAUCCCAAGGAGCUGCAAAUGCAAACGAGGAAGGAUUGAAGUUUUUUGAUGUUCCUGUACCAGUAAGAUCAGCUUUCGAAGAAGAUAACGAUCUAAACGAAGAUGAAAAUCCUUCACAGUCUUCACCAGCUAGAUCUGCUUUUAAUAUCGAUCUAGUGCCUGCUGAAUUAAAAAAAGUGGACACACCAGUAGACGAUACAAUACAUAAAGAUGUAAACGAAGCACUCAAAGAUAUCGACAAAGCUGUUGAAGCACUCAAAGAUAUCGGCAAAGCUGUUAAACCAUCUGAUGAACACUUAACAGAUGUUAAAGAUGAUAUUCAAGAUGUCAAAGAAGAAGUCAAAUCAGAUAUUGAAGAUGUCAAAGAAGAAUUAAAGUCAGAUAUUAAAGAUGCCCAAGAAGAAGUAAAGUCAGAUAUUAAAGAUGUCAUAGAUGUCAAAGAAGAAGUAAAGUCUGAUAUUAAAGAUGUUAAAGAUGAAAUAAACUCCGAUAUUAAGAAAGUUGAUAUAGGAGAUGUUAAAGUAAAAGAUCCAACCCAUAUAAGAGCUGCCGAACAAACUGAUGCAUACAUGCCAAAGUCAGAAUAUGAUCAACAGCACUACAUUCCUUAUUCCCCGAUACAUCAGAAUCACCACAGUGGAUUAGUAAUUACUUGCCAACCAAACCUUGCUGGCUACGCCCAUAAAGUACCCGAUCCAUACUACCAUCAAGGAGGAUAUCAUAGUGGAGGACAUUCUGGUUACAACCAUAGAGCAGCUGAUCCAACCUUUGGAAGACCUUUGCAUAGACCUCAUGCUCAAUAUGGAAAUUAUGGAGGUUACAGGCCGUAUCAACCAUACAGACCACAAGCACAACAUUAUCAAGGUCCUACUUACCCUUAUCCACAACCUCAUCAUAAAACUAUGCAAACGUAUAAACCAGAAACUCAUAAAAUGGAUCCCUAUAAACAAGAACAACAUUAUAAACCAGAACAACACUAUAAACCAGAACAACACUAUAAACAGGAACAACAGUACAAACCAGAACAACACUAUAAACCUCCUCAUCAAUCCUAUCAGUAUUACCCUUAUGCUCCUGCCUAUCCACAACAGCCUCAUUUUAAACCUUCUCAAGGCUUUGGUCACAAAAUUGAAGAUAAAGGUGAACAUCAUUUAAGAUCAUCAGAUGUAUUCGAAACGGUAAAUGGAAAAGAUGAGCAAAAAUCUUUUGAAGAAGAGAUCAAAGAGCAGCAUACUUUGAAAAAGAUGGAAGACAUCUCCAAGCAGAGGCUUGCAGACAGUUGGAUUCCUGAAGAAGUGGAAGAAAUUUUUGUUGGAGAAGCUUCUCCAGUAAGUGAAGAUGACCACCUCAGCAAUGCUGAUGCUAAACCUCUAGAAGACGAAAAGUUCGUAAAUCCUAACGUUGAUGGUAAUGAAGCAGACCAGAGAAUGGCUGAUCCUAAUACGGGAACAGGUGGAUACAUUCACCCCAGUCAUAAUGGUGGUGCAAAGGAAGCAGAAGAUGAAGAAAAUCGAAGGGUUGCUAGUUUUGGUAAUCCAGAACGUGAAAAUGUUCAACCAGACGAUCAAGUUAACGUAAAAGAUGAAGAAGAAAAAGGUUUAAGAAGCGCAAGCUUUGAUCACCCAGAAAGCAGUUUAGGCCAUUCAGAAGGUGAUGAUGUUCACAUUCAUCAUAAUGAGGAUCCAAAAGAAAUAGAUGAUGAAGGUUGGCGAAUUGCAAGUGCUCCAGAAAGUGACACAGGCCACUUUAUUGACAAUAACGAAGCUGAAAAUGUAGGUAUCCAAGAUGGAGGAGGCUGGAGAAGCGCAGAAUAUGGUCCCCCAGCAAUCGAUCACGCCCAUCCAAGUCAAACAGGCGGAGCAAAAUCAGCAGAAAAUGGGGGUUGGAGAAGUGCCAGUUACCCAGCUGUAAGUGAUCAUGUCCAUCCAGAUCAUAAUGGCGGAGCAAAAUCAGCAGAAAAUGGAGGUUGGAGAAGUGCAAGUAACCCAGACGUAAGUGAUCGUGUUAUUCCAAGCCAUAAUGAUCACCCAGUAGACGAACAUGUUCAUCCAAGUCAUAAUGAUCACCUACCAGCAAGUGAUCUCGUCCAUUCAAGCCAUAUUGGUGGAGCAAAAUCAGCAGAAAAUGGAGGUUGGAGAAGUGCAAGUAACCCAGAUGUAAAUGAUCAUGUCCAUCCAAGCCACAAUGAUUACCCACCAGCAAGUGAUCUUGUCCAUCCAAGCCAUAAUGGUGGAGCAAAAUCAGCAGAAAAUGGAGGUUGGAGAAGUGCAAGUAACCCAGAUGUAAGUGAUCAUGUCCAUCCAAGCCACAAUGAUUACCCACCAGCAAGUGAUCUUGUCCAUCCAAGCCAUAAUGGUGGAGCAAAAUCAGCAGAAAAUGGAGGUUGGAGAAGUGCAAGUAACCCAGAAAAUGAUCAUGUCCAUCCAAGCCACAAUGAUUACCCACCAGCAAGUGAUCUCGUCCAUUCAAGCCAUAUUGGUGGAGCAAAAUCUGCAGAAAAUGGAGGUUGGAGAAGUGCAAGUAACCCAGAUGUAAAUGAUCAUGUCCAUCCAAGCCACAAUGAUUACCCACCAGCAAGUGAUCUUGUCCAUCCAAGUCAUAAUGGUGGAGCAAAAUCAGCAGAAAAUGGAGGUUGGAGAAGUGCAAGUAACCCAGAUGUAAGUGAUCAUGUCCAUCCAAGCCACAAUGAUUACCCACUAGCAAGUGAUCUUGUCCAUCCAAGCCAUAAUGGUGGAGCAAAAUCAGCAGAAAAUGGAGGUUGGAGAAUAGUAAAUGUUGGUUCCUCAGGAGGCGAAGGUGAUCUAACACAAGAUGAAGGACUGAGAAUGGCUCAAGGAGAAAAUGAGAAUGGAUCAUUCGAAAACAGGAUAGAAGCGUCUUAAAAUAUUACUCCCAUUUUUUGUACUUUUAUACGUAG